Messenger RNA from Necator americanus (New World hookworm), 1365 nucleotides. RefSeq lists its product as uncharacterized. The coding region runs from base 1 to 1365 and encodes 454 amino acids. Gene Ontology annotation, cellular component: membrane. The transcript is spliced from 7 exons. Lineage: Eukaryota; Metazoa; Nematoda; Chromadorea; Rhabditida; Ancylostomatidae. The record is from RefSeq and is a predicted model, not a curated record.
AUGGAGUGCGGACCAAGGAUAGAGGAUGGUUCAAUUCGUGUCGAUGGCACCGAAUUAAACAAGGUGAACUGUUUCAAGUACCUUGGAUCCAAAGUGACUUCCACAGGCGACAUUGAUCAAGAAGGUCGAGCACGUGUUAAUGCUGCAUGGAUGAAGUGGAAAAUGGCAACAGGGGUACUGUGCGACAAGAAAGUCCCUGUUCGACUGAAGUCGAAGAUCUACAGGACGGUUGUGCGUCCUGUUGCCCUUUACGGAUGCGAGUGCUGGCCGACGACGAAAGCCUUGGAAAGAGUGCUGCACGCUAUGGAGAUGCGGAUGUUAAGGUGGACAAUAGGUGUAACGCUAAAAGAGAAAGUAUCCAACGACACUGUGCGCUCCAUCUUCGGCGUCGUCCCGAUAACUGAGAAGAUGAAGGAGGCCCGACUGAGAUGGUUCGGUCACGUCUUGCGGCGAGAGGAAGAUUCUGUGGCCAAAACCGCACUGAAGCUCGACGUUUCAGGAGUGAGGCCGCGUGGGAGGCCAAAGAUUCGCUGCUUUGAAACUAUUCGUGGACGUUAUCGGAACCCUUUCGAGGAAUAUAUUGACAAACAGUUUACCGAGAAGCAAACUCCACUUUCUCUUGCUCACUUCGAAUUUCUCAUUCAAAGUUGCUGUGCUUGCCUUAUCGUAGCAGCAUUUUUCUUUUUUGCAGAAGUGUUCUACUUUCAUUUUGGUCAGCAACUGGAAAAUUAUUGUCGUAUUCUUCGCCAAAAGUUCCUCCGGUGUAAGAUGCCAGGAUGUGCCUUUUUCAAAUACAAAACGUUACUGACAACUGUUUUGUGCGUUUCAUUCCUAGCACACUACACGAAGGCGGCGUUAACAGAGAUGAGCGGAUUUCACUGUAAACAGUUGAGUUCAAUGAGAUUAGAUCGUCAACUACACGGUAAACCUCAUAUAACAACACCUCCGUUCGAGUUCUCAGUUGUCGACGAUAAAGGUACGCCAAUCGAAUACUACACACCGGGAGAAAUUUACAAAGUUCGCCUCGUCGGCUACAUUCAUUUCCGAGGUUUUAUGUUACAGACGAGACUUUGCACACCGGAAGGAUACACAAUAGGUGUUCGCUAUCAAAACUGUGAUGAUUCACAAUCCAACGAUGCGUUAACGCAUUCGGAUGGCAACAAAAAAUUUCUCGUUGAAGUUCAAUGGGUGGCGGAACGUGAUGUUGGAGCUGUACAAUUUAUGUUAACAAUAGCUGCUGAAGAUGAAUUAUAUUGGGAACGAUGGAGACCUCGAAAUGGUUUUAUUCGUCCGAAAACAGAGAAGGAAGGUCGAGUCAUGGAGUCGUUGUUUGAGAUAGAAGUUCAACCAGGCAAAGAAGGUUAG